Molecule: messenger RNA, 1078 nt
Organism: Neltuma alba
Lineage: Eukaryota; Viridiplantae; Streptophyta; Magnoliopsida; Fabales; Fabaceae
Product: aquaporin TIP1-1
Exons: 2
Coding region: 79-834 (251 amino acids)
Biological process (GO): water transport; transmembrane transport
Cellular component (GO): plant-type vacuole membrane
Molecular function (GO): water channel activity
Source: RefSeq, a predicted model, not a curated record
UCAAACCCCCCCGGCUGAGAAGUGGCAACCAGCACUUGCUAUUCCCAAACUGUCCGAUUUCUCAACACGCCCCGUAUCAUGCCGAUCCGAAACAUCGCCGUCGGUAGGCCCCAGGAGGCCACUCAUCCCGAUACCUUGAAGGCCGGGUUGGCUGAGUUUAUCUCCACCCUCAUCUUCGUCUUCGCCGGCGAAGGCGCCGGCAUGGCCUUCAACAAGCUCACCAGCGACGGCGCCACCACCCCUGCCGGGCUCAUCUCCGCCUCCAUCGCUCACGCCUUCGCUCUGUUCGUUGCGGUCUCCGUUGGUGCAAACAUCUCCGGUGGCCACGUCAACCCCGCUGUCACCUUCGGAGCCUUCAUCGGAGGCAACAUCACCUUGUUGCGUGGCAUCGUCUACUGGAUCGCUCAGCUUCUCGGUUCGACCAUUGCUUGCUUGCUCCUCAAGUUCGUUACCGGGGGACUGAGCACACCAGCUUUUGCACUGUCGGCUGGAGUUGGAGUAUGGAACGCGGUGGUGUUCGAGAUAGUGAUGACAUUCGGAUUGGUGUACACAGUGUACGCGACCGCCGUUGAUCCGAAGAAGGGCAACUUGGGAGUAAUCGCACCCAUCGCGAUCGGUUUCAUCGUGGGAGCGAACAUUCUGGCGGGUGGGGCCUUCGAUGGGGCAUCCAUGAACCCGGCAGUUUCAUUCGGGCCAGCGUUGGUGAGCUGGAGCUGGGACAACCACUGGGUCUACUGGGUGGGGCCACUUAUCGGCGGUGGCCUCGCUGGCCUCAUCUACGAGGUUGUGUUCAUCUCCCACAGCCACGAGCAGCUCCCCACCACAGACUACUAAACUCGCGGACGAGUUCGAAUAUCUGAUUAGAGGGGGGUGGUUUUUAUUCCCUUUGUAUCUGAAACUUGUGUAUCUUUGUUCAUCUUCUUCUUUUUAAAUUAUGCGUUGAAUUGGUGGGCGUUGAUCUUGAUUGAAUCGUGAUGACGGGGAAGGAUUUGGUUCUCUCUUAUUGUGCAGCACUGAUGAUGUACUGUAACGCAGGUCUGCGUGUAUGAUAUCACCUCCUUUUCACCCCCUUCUCAAA